Sclerotinia borealis F-4128 is the source of this 990-nucleotide messenger RNA. Lineage: Eukaryota; Fungi; Ascomycota; Leotiomycetes; Helotiales; Sclerotiniaceae. The record is from the annotation of a GenBank genome assembly.
AUGGAUCCUAACCAAAUGAACAUUCCCCCGAUGAAAGAUCUCACUAUCGACAAUAUUACCGAAAAUACCGUUAGGAUAAACUCUCAAGGACAAGAUGAACGUCUCACAUAUGUUAUGGAAAGACUCGUUACCCAUCUUCAUGAUUUUGCCAGAGAAACACGAUUAAGUACCAAAGAAUGGAUGGCUGCAUUGGAUUUCUUGGUGAGGGUGGGACAGAUAUCGAGUGACGUGAGACAUGAAUUCAUCCUCCUAUCAGAUAUCCUCGGGCUCUCCCUCUUAGUCGACGCAAUUGACCAUCCCAAACCCCCCGCUUCAACCGAAGGAUCCGUUCUCGGACCCUUCCACACCCACGAUGCCGAAAUCAUGGCAUCCGGAGACAAAAUGUCCCAUGACCCCAAAGGAGACCCAUGCAUCGUUCUCUGCACCAUAAAAGACGUUUCCGGAAACCCCAUCCCAGGUGUCAAGAUCGAUAUAUGGGAGACCGAUUCCACUGGUCAUUAUGAUGUACAACAUGACAUUCGAGAUGGACCUGAUGGGAGAUGUAUCAUGAAGAGUGAUUCCAAUGGAGACUUUUGGUUCAAGGCCAUUGUACCUGUUCCCUAUCCGAUUCCGCACGACGGGCCUGUGGGUCAGCUUUUGAAAUUGUUAAAGAGACAUCCUUGGAGACCGGCGCAUAUGCAUUUUAUGUUUCAGAAAUCUGGUUGGGAUCAUCUAAUUACUGCACUAUAUCUUCGUGGCGACCCAUACGAGUCUUCCGAUGCAGUAUUCGGGGUUAAACAAUCACUCAUCGUAGAUUUCGAACCCGCAACCGCUGAUAUUGCAAUGAAGUACUCGGUGGCUGAGGGUUCAAAAGUGUUGAAACAUAAUUUUGUUUUGGUGAGUGAGAAGGAGAGUGAAGAGCUGAGAGAUAAGAAUGCGUUGAAAGCUCUGAAGGCACUAGGGAUGAAAGUCAAGUUGUUGGAUCAUUUACCUGUGCCGGAUCUUGAUUGA